AUGUCUAGCCUCCCGACUGUCUACAUCGUGUCCAGCGCCCGCACCCCGCUGGGCAUGUUCCAAGGCUCUCUGGGCAGCCUGAGCGCCGUUCAGCUUGGUUCCCACGCCAUCAAGGCCUCCAUUGAGCGCGCCGGCGUCAAGCCCGAGGACGUCCAGGAGGUCUUCUUUGGCAAUGUCCUCUCCGCCGGCCUGGGCCAGAACCCUGCCCGCCAGUGUGCCCUCGGCGCCGGCCUUCCUGAGGCUACCGUUGCUACUACCGUCAACAAGGUGUGCGCCUCUGCUUUGAAGGCUAUCAUCCUCGGUGCCCAGACCAUCAUGACCAACAACGCCGAGAUUGUUGUGGCUGGUGGCACUGAGUCCAUGUCCAACGUCCCCCACUACCUCCCCAACCUGCGCACCGGCGCCAAGUUCGGCGACCAGAAGCUUGUCGACGGUGUCCUGAAGGACGGUCUUACCGAUGUUUACAAGACGGAGCACAUGGGUGUCCAGGCUGAGCAGUGUGCCGCCAAGUACGGCUUCUCCCGCGAGGACCAGGACGACUACUGCAUCCGCUCCUACAAGAAGGCUCAGGCUGCCCAGGCGAAUGGCUGGUUCACCGAGGAGAUUGCUCCCAUUGAGGUCAGCGGCGGCAGAGGCAAGCCUAACGUUCUCGUCGACAAGGACGAUGAGCCCAAGAACUUCAACGAGGCCAAGACCAAGUCUCUGAAGCCCGUCUUCAUCCCCGGCACUGGUACUGUUACUGCUGCCAACGCUUCCCCGCUGUCUGACGGCGCUGCUGCCGUCGUCCUCGCCUCUGAGGAGGCUGUCAAGAAGCACGGCCUGAAGCCGAUUGCUAAGAUCAGGGGCUGGGGCGACGCUGCUCACAAUCCUUCUGAGUUCACCACUGCUCCUUCCCUCGCCAUGCCUAAGGCUCUCAAGCACGCCGGUCUCGAGAUUAGCGCUGUUGAUGCUUUCGAGAUCAACGAGGCCUUCUCCGUUGUCUCUCUGGCCAACAUGAAGCUGUGUGGCAUCUCCGAGGACAAGGUCAACCUCCACGGUGGUGCUGUCGCCCUCGGCCACCCGCUUGGCUGCUCCGGUGCCCGUAUCGUCGCCACUCUGAUCGGCGUCCUCCGCCAGAAGGGCGGUAAGAUCGGCGCUGCUGGCAUCUGCAACGGCGGUGGCGGCGCCUCUGCCAUCGUCAUCGAGACGUUGUAA
Molecule: messenger RNA, 1194 nt
Organism: Lasiodiplodia theobromae
Lineage: Eukaryota; Fungi; Ascomycota; Dothideomycetes; Botryosphaeriales; Botryosphaeriaceae
Product: Acetyl- acetyltransferase
Exons: 4
Coding region: 1-1194 (397 amino acids)
Biological process (GO): ergosterol biosynthetic process; fatty acid beta-oxidation
Molecular function (GO): acetyl-CoA C-acetyltransferase activity
Source: RefSeq, a predicted model, not a curated record